Messenger RNA from Galleria mellonella (greater wax moth), 4756 nucleotides. RefSeq names its product nuclear pore complex protein Nup154 (gene Nup154). Bases 163 to 4302 code for a protein of 1379 amino acids. The transcript has 25 exons. Gene Ontology annotation, biological process: transcription-dependent tethering of RNA polymerase II gene DNA at nuclear periphery; RNA export from nucleus; protein localization to nuclear inner membrane. Gene Ontology annotation, cellular component: nuclear pore inner ring; nuclear pore. The record is from RefSeq and is a predicted model, not a curated record. NCBI's taxonomy places the organism in Eukaryota, Metazoa, Arthropoda, Insecta, Lepidoptera, Pyralidae. Gene Ontology annotation, molecular function: structural constituent of nuclear pore.
UUUGUCAAAUGUCAUUUUUGUAACCGUCGGUAUUUCGAAUUCUUAUAAUUUUUUAAUUAAAAUAUUUAUUAGUGUUUUAGUGUAAUAUUAAUCGAAAAGUUGAAAAAUAAAUGAAUAUCAUAGUCGUGGUGUUUAAUUUUGUAUAAAUUUGGACCAAAAGUCAUGCCGAGUAUAAUAAGCAAUACUGUUGAUACUCAUUUAAUAGAAAGUGGUAAAAUGCAGUUGGAGUGUUUAGAACUAGCUGGCCGUACGCUGGACCGGUAUAUAACCGCUGAUAAUUCGCGCCCUUCUUUCUUGGAGAUAACUGGAAUAGCUGCAUUAAGAACACCAACAUGCAGUGGCUUGAAUGCUGGAGAUUACAGAAACCUUGCAGCUAUACUAAAACAUCCAAAUUUAUCACAGUUGAAGAUUUUAAACAAAGUUCCAUUACCACCUGAAAUAAUGGAACAUUUUGCUCAUAUGCAAUGUCACUGUUUAAUGGGUGUAUUCCCAGAAAUAAGCAGAGUUUGGCUCGCAAUAGACAGCAAUAUUUAUGUGUGGGCUUUUGAACAUGGCAGCGAUGUGGCAUACUUUGAUGGAUUAGGAGAAACUAUAGUCAGUGUUGGUUUGGUGAAACCUAAGACUGGAGUGUUUCAGAGUUUUGUAAAAUAUUUACUUGUGUUGACCACAACAGUUGAGAUUGUUGUAUUAGGUGUAACAUUUUCUUCAAGUAAAAAUGAUACUUCAAGUGAAUUCCAAGAGAUACAUUUAGUCCCUGAACCAGUGUUUGUGUUACCAACUGAUGGUGUGUCUAUGAUGUGUGUAAAAUCUAAUGCUAAAGGACGCAUUUUUAUGGGAGGAAAGGAUGGAUGUCUUUAUGAAAUAACAUAUCAAGCUCAAUUAGGAUGGUUUGGUAAACAUUGCAAGAAGGUUAAUCAUUCUACAAGUGCUUUAUCGUUUUUGGUACCUUCUUUCCUGAAUGCAGCUUUAUAUGAUGAAGAUGCUAUAAUCAAAAUUGAAAUUGACAAUUCACGUCAUAUAUUAUACACACUGAGCGAGAAAGGUUGCAUUGAAGUGUUUGAUCUAGGAGCAGAUGGUGAAAGUCUGAGCAAAGUAGUAAGAUUAUCACAAGGGAAAAUUGUUUCAUCAGCCAUGGAUAUAGUCAAGACAUUAGAAGCCAAUAAUUUCAAACCAGUUGUAGCAAUAUCUGCUGUGGAUGAAUCAGAAUCUGAACACUUAAAUCUGGUGGCAGUUACACAAACUGGUGCAAGAUUGUAUUUUAGUACUGGAAGUGGGGACGCGAGUCAAGGCGCAUCUCAGCGGCCGCAAUACCUGACACUUCUUCACGUAAGGUUACCGCCUGGAUUCACUCCCAACGCUUCAGUACUUAAACCGAAACAAGUUCACAGUGCUGUUUAUGAAAAUGGUUCAUUGGUUAUGGUGUGUUCUGCUGGUGGUGGGGGUGAGGCCGAGACACUAUGGUGUUUGUCUCGCGCGAUACCUGGCGGCGUGGCAUUUAGCGAGGCUCACACAGUCCUAGCGUUGGACGGCCCCGCAUGGGCGCUGACGGCGCUCCCACCAAAACACGAUGCAAAUCUUUCCCCAGCUCUAUUGUCAAAGAAAGAGGCGUGGUGUGUGUCGCGAUGGGCGGUGGUGACGGGCGCGGGCGCGGCGCUGGUGGCAGCGGGCGCGGCGCCCGACCUGCUGCGCGCGUUGCUGCGGGACUGCGGCGGGCCCGACGCCGCGCCCGUGCGGGACUUCUUCCAGAUGCAGACAGCGGAGCAGGCGUGUGCGAGCGCGCUGCGGCUGGCGUGCGAGGAGCCGCCGGCCGAGGUGGCGCUGCGCGAGUGGGCGGCGCGCGCGCUGCUGCUGUACGGCAGCCAGCCACAGCUCCACCAGCUCCCGCAGCACCCGCAGCACUCGCAGCACUCACACCUCUACUACCAGCCCUCGCACCCUUCACAGCCUUCCCAUGUACCUUCCUCUUUAGGUUCUCCAAAGUUUUCACCACGUCAAAUGUCGACACCCAUGACCUUAAGAGGGGCGCAGGGUCAAAUACAUCAAGGAAAAUUGAACCAGUCAUACCAGGGUCAGAUGAAUCAAUCAUUCCCUGGUUCACCUAAUCAGUCAUUAAUGCCACAGUCGCCAUUCCAUCAGAAUGUUAUGAGUCCGACACCUUUUAACCAGUCAUCGUUUAUGAGCUCACCUCAACAGAGAGACCCUAGUUUCCCUAUACAAGUGGAAUAUAGUGCAAAACACAACGGACUUUACAUAUAUAUUGGCAGGAUUCUUGCUCCCAUUUGGAAUCUGAAAUGUGUCACAAAAUCAUCGACACCAGAUAAUAAAGAAUUUAUGUGCAGCAAAGUGACAGGCGAGGACUGUGCAUACAUCGCACAGAAGCUGCAGCGCGUAUGCGCGUUCAUGCAGCGCACACUAGCGCCGCCGCACUCCGAUGAACACGCUUCUCUGCAUGCGCUAAAACUUUUCAUAAUGAUGGCGAUAGAAAUGUUGAGUUUGUGGAAAGUGUUAUGUGAACACCAAUUCCAUGUGAUUGCUGCAAGUUUGCCGCCCGAUCAGCAGAGUGCAUUACAAGCGGCUAGUUUUAGGGAAUUGUUAGUAGGAGGGCAAGAGGUAGCAUGUUUACUGCUGAGUUCCCUAGUAGCUGGGUACUUACGCGACAAUGCCUCAGUGGACGGCAUCUCACAGAAAUUGAGACAGCUCUGUCCCACACUGUACAGGCAAGAAGAUGCCACCUGCUCCAAAGCCAAUGAACUGCUAAUGUUUGCAAAACAACAAAAGAAUCCAGCAGAAAAAGAAGAAAUGCUCCAACAUGCACUGAAGCUUUGUAAGGAUGUCGCUCCAAUAGUAAACUUGCCAUUAGUGUGUUCAAAAUUGAUAUCAGCUGGAUUUUACUCUGGUAUUGUGGAAUUGUGUGUGGCAUGCGCCAACAAGUUGGAUCCCCAGGAUAAGGCGUUGCACUACUACAGGAGUGAUCAGCCAUCCCAGGAUAGGGAGGGGCAUAUACUUUAUUUUAAAAGGAUGGAAAUAUAUCGUGAAGUGGGAAACGCACUAGAACGUCUGUACGAACGUAGUUCUGAGACAUCAGGUAGCGAAUAUUCUCCGCGACGGCCCAUGUCGCCGUCGGUCAGCGACGCCAUGCUUACUUUGUCGCCCGCCGACGCUAACUAUCAGGGUCGAAAAUUAGUUUGGGAGUGUUUGUCGUGUAACGAUGAACUCUUACACAUAGCUGUUUAUGAGUGGCUAGUGUCCAAAAAUUUAGGAGCAGAACUGCUGUCGCUGGGCGCGGCGCCGCCGCCGUCGCUGCGGUCGUUCUUGGCGGGCGCGGCGCGGGCAGCUUCCGGUUCACGCGCACUGCAGCUGCUCGACCUGCUGUGGAAGGUGCUCGAGAAGUCCGGCGACCACCUCGCUGCCGCUGACGUGCUCGAGGGACUCGCCACACGACCCGGGUCGGGCGCGACGCUCGCGCAGCGCAUGUCGUGGCUGUCGGCGGGCGUGGUGUGCGUGCGCGGCGCGGGCGCGGGCGCGGGCGGCGGCGGCGGCGGCGGCGAGCUGCUGCGGCGGCUGGAGGAGGCGGCCGAGGUGGCGCGCGUGCAGGCCGCCGUGCGCGCCGCCGCCGCCGCGCUGCCGCGCCACCUGCAGCCGCCGCCGCCGCACAUGCAGCGCCUCGACGACGAGCUGCUCGAGAUCACGCAGUUAUACGAAGAGUACGCGGACCGGUACAACCUGUGGGAGUGCAAGCUGGCGAUUGUGCAGUGCUCGGGCCACAACGACGCCCUUCUCGUGGAGAACAUAUGGAGCAACAUUCUGGCGGAGGCAGAGGCGGCCUCGCGGCCACUGCCCACUGGCGACGAGCGGCUCGCCUCCGUCCUCAGCAAGCUCACCACGCUUGGCAGAGAAUAUGUUCACACGGGACACUGCUUCCCCCUUUAUUUUAUUGUCCGUCAGUUAGAAAUAAUGUCCUGUAAACUUCAAGCAGACAAAAGUAUGGUGUAUAGAACAAUACUAAACAUUGGUGUUUCAAUAGAACAAGUACUGGAUAUAUAUAUUAAGUUGGUAAGUGUGAACGAGCGCGUGUGGCUCGGGUGCGGCGACGAGACGCACGUGUGCGGCGUGGCGGCGCGCCUGAUGCAGGCGGCGCGCGCCGACCUGGCGCCGCUGCCGCCGGCGCCGCGCCGCCGCGCACUCGCGCGCUGCAAGGACCUGCACGAGGCCGCGCUCUCCGCGUUACAGGCCCGGCCUAACACACAAGAACUUAUCGACAAAUUAACGGUAGCGCAGGCACAUCUAGAUCGUAUGGAUUGAACUAGUUCAUAAUAGGUUAGGUAUUCAAUUCUUUCGCAUAAGAAGACAUUAAUGUUGGUCGUAUUCAGUAGUUCUCGACUUAUUCCAAAUAAUCUCAUAUAUAGGUUGACAUUUAUUUUUGGUAUUUCUCAUUCAAAAGUAAACACACAUCUGAAUUUUUUUUUUAUUUUACACUUUCAUUAUUAAUACAAAAUGUAUAUUUAAUAUUUUUUUAACAUUAUUAAUUUACUGUAUAAAUUAUUAAUAUCUGUUAUUUACUUGCAUAAUUAUGGCAGUGACCGAUUAAUUUCAAUAUCUGAAUAUGGAAUUGCUACAUUAUUUAAUUUUGAAGCACAAAUAUUUUUUAUCAAUCGUGUGCAUGUAAAAUAUAAAAAGAAAUCUGCAUCUAAAGAACACUGUGUUAUAAUUGAUGAUUUCUAUUUUUGUAAAUAAAAAUUAUUGAAGUGCAAGCGAU